Molecule: messenger RNA, 729 nt
Organism: Chrysemys picta bellii (western painted turtle)
Lineage: Eukaryota; Metazoa; Chordata; Testudines; Emydidae
Product: vesicle-associated membrane protein 2
Biological process (GO): SNARE complex assembly; vesicle fusion; vesicle-mediated transport
Cellular component (GO): SNARE complex; plasma membrane
Molecular function (GO): SNAP receptor activity; syntaxin-1 binding
Source: RefSeq, a predicted model, not a curated record
GCAGCUCCCCCUCCUGCCCCCCCCUCACCCGCCCAGGUGCCCGGAUGCGCCAGCCCGGCCGCCAUCUUCCCCACUCGGCUCAGGGACCCGCGCCACUCGCCGAGCGCCCGCCCCGCCGCAGACCCCGGCCCGCGCCGCCGCCGCUCCCGACAUGUCGGCCACUGCUGCUGUGCCCCCCGCCGCUGGAGGAGAAGGGGGUGGCCCCCCACCACCACCCCCCAACCUCACCAGCAACCGGAGGCUGCAGCAGACCCAAGCCCAGGUGGACGAGGUGGUUGAUAUAAUGCGGGUGAACGUGGACAAGGUGCUGGAGCGGGACCAGAAGCUGUCGGAGCUGGACGACCGAGCCGACGCCCUGCAGGCCGGCGCCUCCCAGUUCGAGACCAGCGCCGCCAAGCUAAAGCGCAAGUACUGGUGGAAGAACCUCAAGAUGAUGAUUAUCCUGGGGGUGAUAUGCGCCAUCAUCUUGAUCAUUAUCAUUGUUUACUUCAGCACUUAAUGGACCCUUGGAAGCCAAAGCCCCCCCUCCCUCCCCCCAAAGGAGCUGCGGCCGGGAGAGGCGCGAGGGGCUAUGACCCCCCCCUCCCAUGAUCUCAGCCAUAUCUUCCAGCCUCCCCCUCCCCCUUCCCCUUUCCCCCCGGGCCCCCCCGUGGCGUGUGUGCGUGUCUUGCGGUGCGUGUGGCCGUCCUGUAUAUAGGCUGACUUAUUUAUACAUAUAUAUAUAUUCUA